AUGUCCAUGUCCCAAUCAGGUCAAUCUCCAAUAGAGGCAUUUCCUGCUAACACCUUCCAGUGCAUCCUGACUACGGACGGGGAGCGCUCCUUUGCCCUGCUACGCUUCGGGGAGAUGUACUGGGGUCCUGGCCAGAGGAUCCACCAUGACGCCCUCACAGGCUACACCGACGGUGGAGCCCACUUUUUCAACGAGACCACGGAUCCAACAAAUCUGUUUGGCCCAGGGGGGCGGUAUAGACCUCAGGAGGUGAAGGGGAACACAGGUCAGCUGGGUCAGCUGGUGUACGACCUGACAGGGCCCACAGAGCGCGAACAGGACCCGAAGAUGAGGUGCCAAGUGUGGGCCCUAAAGGAGCCCGAGCCGAAGGAGUGGGCCAAGGGGGUGUCCCCGUGCCCCUGUACCCGCGCCCAAGCACUGGAGGACUUGGCCUUCGGGCCUGAGACCCUUCCCCCCAACCAGCAGGAUCGGGUACGGGUGACAGAGCUACGGGGGCUGCGCUGGGGGGGCAGUGUGGGUCACGUAUUCCAGUCCAUCCUGUCCAAUCGGCACGGCUCAGGGAAGAGAUGUGUGUAUGACCCACAAGGUCCCCUGUUGGCUGGAUACAGUGAGCGCUACUUCUCUGGAGCCACUGCACAGAAACACAUAGAUGAGGAUCUCCUUCCGUUCCAGUGGUGUUGUAUCCAGUCUCCUCUGUGCCACCUCUAUCUGGCCAAGAGACCCCUGGACCGUUGCCAAGGUUACGGCUGGGUGAGCCCCGACUGCUGCAUUACCGCAGCCAAGGCAACACAGGGCAUUGGCAUGGUGUACGGCAGCCUUCAUUUCAUCACCUUCGAUGGGACUGAGUACUCCUUCAAGGCCCUCGGCGAGUUUGUCAUUGUGCGCCUCUCCUCCUACUCGGGCUCCAAUAUCUUCACGCUGCAGGGUGAGACGGGCGAGCUGAAGACGGGCGGACAGGCUAGACGGGUCCCCACGGUGGUGAGGAUGGCUGCUUUUCACCAGGGCAUCGGCAAGGUUGAGUGGCGCUGUGCAAAGUCAGGAGAGGGACUGGAGGUCCUGGUGGAUAAUGUGAAGGUCCCAGUCUUUGUCGGUGUGGUGCACAUGGGCAAGGAGGGUUUUGCGGUGCGCUGUACUUCGGCCAGUAGCUGUGCGGCAGUGUACGCCGGGGGGCUCCACGUGGUGGUGUGGAGGGUGGGUGGAGGUGGUGGUGCACAGCAGUUGGCCGCCCUGGUGGAGGUCCCCCAGACCUUCUACAACCGCACAGUGGGCCUCCUGGGCUUCUGGAGCUCCAACCGCACCGAUGACUUCCUGCAGUCUGACGGGAAGCUGAUGAUCUCCCUCAAGAGCAACCCUCCCCCGGAGGAGAGCCUGCGCCAAUUUGGCCUGUCCUGGGCUGUACCCAUUCCAGAGAGCCUGCUCUUCUCCAUCCCACCCACUGGUCAGUUUACUCCAGCCUCGACAGAGGAGCUGAUGUCAGUGAGUCCAGCUGUACAAGACAGACUGAGGAGGACAUGUCAGGGCAGUUUGCAGUGUGUUCAUGACAUCCUGGCUUCUAACGACACUGGACUGGGUUUGCAGAGUCUGGAGUCCCAGGAGCUGUACCACAAGCUGGCUACGGUGUUUGGGAACAUGCCUCCCAUAGUGACUGAGCCCACGGUGAUCCGUUGUAAGGUCAAAUCCACCGUUCGCGUGCAGAUCAGCACUCAAGACUCCAACCUAGACCCUAUAAGCUUCUCACUGCUCUUCCCCAGACCACCACAAGCAUCUGUUGGGAAAAGUGAUGGUAUAUUAACCUGGACACCACUCAACAUCCAGCCAGUCUACCUGACCAUCAGAGUUGAUGACCAGCUGUUGAGCUCUCAGUUCACCCCCAUCCUGCAGGUGUGCAACUGCCUCAACGGUGGCACCUGCCAAUAUAACAGCAUAGUGGACAACCAUCUGCAGGGGAGAUUUCUGGUGGUAGGGUGUCUGUGCCCUAAGGGUUUCAGUGGGAAAUUCUGUGAGAAUACCACCGACGUGUGUAAAAUGAAGCCUUGCUUCCCAGGAGUGCAGUGCCAGUCCCAGGGAGAGCCAGACCAGUUCACCUGUGGAGAGUGCCCCUCACCCACCAUCUACGGGGGCAAGCAGGGAUACAAGUGCUUUGAGAAUGACCUCUGCCUCCCUCCUUUCCCCUUUCCCUGUCACACGAUGGCCGACUGCCUCAGCUCAGGGUACAACUACACCUGCAGGUGCAAGCCUGGCUUUACUGGGGACGGACGCAACUGCACAGACAUAAAUGAGUGCCUGGACCCAUCGGCCUGUCGUAACGCUAAGUUUGAGUGUGUGAACACGCCAGGGUCCAUCCGAUGCUCCUGUCGCUACCAGAGCACUGAGGAAACCGAUGGCUGUGGGGACUCUGCCAAUCCACCAGGGUUCAAUGUCUUCAACGUGUCCUUGGGCUGGAGGAACCAGGGGUCUGGAGGAGAGGGGCUGAGGCAGCUGGAGGAGAUUCUGUCAAUGGGCUUCCAGAACAAGUUCUACAACGCUGUGAUGAAACGGCCGAUGCAGGGCUCAGGUCUGGAUGAGUACAGGAUCAACGUGUCCAGUGACACACCCCACUGGUACAUCAGAGACUACCUGACCCGCGUCAGUGCUUACUACAGCAUCAAAACCGCUGAAGUUGGAGACUUGGAUGAGUGUAAAUCAAAUGAGGCUGUGUGUAGGCAACCUGCUCUUUGUGCCAACACUUACGGAGGGUACAGGUGUGUGUGUAACGGGACCACCGACGUCGACUACACCCAAUCCUGCAUUUUAGACAUGGGUGGUUUGAACAGGACGGGGAUAGCCGUGGCCCAGAUGGCGGAGGAUAAGAAGUCCCUGAUCCUGGGCCUGGUUUUAGGCAUCGGGAUCCCUGUCCUCCUCCUACUGUCUGCCCUCGCCUGCUUCUGCUGUUCCCGCAAGAAGACCAUCACAGGAGAAAUUCCUCAAUUGUUACCCGAAUAUGUUCAGGAGCAGUACAACCCUCCGCCCUUCAACUACUCCGACCCGGCUCUACACUACAACGUCCACGUCAGCCCGCGCGUCAUCGACGACCUUACACCCAGGAAGCAUCGCAGUACAAACUUCACACACGCUUGACAGCGCUAUUAUGAUUGUACAUGUCAAAAAUAAAACAAAGUAAAUAUAUUAUUUGUACUGUAAUAACCAAUCGCUUAAAGCUGAGGGACUUUCAAAGUCCAAUGUAUUUCAGAAAAGAAGUGGACACAGGGAGAAGCUACGCAUAUCUCGUGCUGUGAUUCUGACAAGCACUCCUAGCAAGUACAUCGAAGUAAAGGCUGGACGGCUCUAGGCGAGGGAACUUAAUAAAGCCGUAGACAA
Messenger RNA from Oncorhynchus masou masou (cherry salmon), 3357 nucleotides. RefSeq names its product mucin-like protein. Lineage: Eukaryota; Metazoa; Chordata; Actinopteri; Salmoniformes; Salmonidae. The transcript is spliced from 18 exons. Bases 1 to 3117 code for a protein of 1038 amino acids. The record is from RefSeq and is a predicted model, not a curated record. Gene Ontology annotation, molecular function: ErbB-2 class receptor binding; calcium ion binding. Gene Ontology annotation, biological process: regulation of signaling receptor activity; cell-matrix adhesion.